CAAGUUUUCAGGAAAGACAGCCUCAAGGCUCCGGAAGAUGCAGUUCGCCGGGAACGUUGAUAGAACAUUUUAACCCUAUAUGAGUAGAUGCAGCCGAACAUGAAUCACAGCCUAGCGCACGGGUUUACUUGUCGAGGUGACACCAUCGCGACUCGUCCAAUCCUGUAGCGUUAACGUCACGGAGACUAGUAUAACAUACCCAUCAUCUGUUAAUCCUUCGCAGUAGGCAUCAUGAUAUGGAUCGUUUGUUGAUACGUAUCCUUCGCAAAAAUACCGACGUAACAUCUUGUAACGUUUGAGAGAAAUAACCUUAUGGUGUAUCGACGCGGAGGACGUCCAUCAGACCGGGGAUGAAGGUCCCCUUUCCAAGCUGUAUACACCUCAUUGAACUGUUCAAUGCAAUCACCAUGAUGGAGCAGUUCCGUGAGGUGAAUACUAUAAGAUUGGCAUCCAAUCCACAUUGCAGGCCGAGUGACAGCAUGGUAGCCUAUACACAGGACUCACCUGGGCACCGAGGUAGUCGAAUUAGCAUCUACUGGCAUCUACUGGCAUCUACUGAGCCUAUCUGUAGGGUUCCCACUCUCAUUAAGCCCCCAUCAUCAUGGAUAGCUUUCAUUAAUCUCGCUAAGGAGGGUUACGAGACGUACUCCAAGUCUCAGUCUCAGUCUCAGUCUCAGUCCAACGUACACAAGACUGGAGGCCGAGAGUACAACUCUCCCGAUAACCGGGGACCCUCCCAGUCUUUCAGAACUUCGUACAACUCGGAGGAAGUGAGCCAGCACGUAGACUCUGACAACCAUGGCUUCUUAGACAAGGCGCUGUCUCAUGCUCACAGGACCGUCCAGCAGCAAGGUGACAUCGAUGAGGAUGGUGUCCAAAACCUCAAGAAUGCUCAUCACCAGGCAUUCAGCUCCGAGGGUCAGGGCCCAGGGGGCAUGGCGCCCGAUGCGUUGGGUGGAGCUGCAGCUUUCAAAGUAUUCACCGAUAUGAUGAAGGGCGGUGGCAGCAGCGGCGGAGGCGGCGGAGACAUGCAGAGCAAGCUUAUUGGCAUGGCCAUGCAGCAUGCCUCCAAGCUCUUUGAUCAGUCCGGUGGCGGAUCUGGCGAGGAGAAACAAAGCGCCAUGAACAGCGCUGCUACAUAUGUCAUGCAGCUUAUGAUGAAGAAGGAGAUGAACAACUUCAUCGGUGGCGGCAACAGUGGAGGCUUAGGGUGGUCUCAUGGGCAUGGUACAUCAAUUCCUGAUUUAAUCUUUCAUAGCAUCUGA
Molecule: messenger RNA, 1265 nt
Organism: Suillus paluster
Lineage: Eukaryota; Fungi; Basidiomycota; Agaricomycetes; Boletales; Suillaceae
Exons: 7
Coding region: 351-1265 (304 amino acids)
Source: RefSeq, a predicted model, not a curated record